GAUGACGCAAAGCGUGCAAGUUACAUUUACGUCACGACGUCCUUCCGCCUUCCUUUCCUCCUUAAUCGGCGAGAAUGAAGACCAUUCUCAGUAACCAGACAGUGGACAUCCCCAGCAACGUGGAGGUGACCCUCAAGGGCCGCACGGUUGUUGUGAAGGGGCCCCGUGGAGUACUUCGCCGGGAGUUCAGCCACAUUAACCUGGAGCUCAGUCUGUUGGGCAAGAAACAGAAGAAGCUGCGUGUGGAUAAGUGGUGGGGAAACCGGAAGGAGCUGGCCACCGUCCGCACCAUCUGCAGUCAUGUCCAGAACAUGAUCAAGGGCGUCACACUGGGCUUCAGAUACAAGAUGCGAUCUGUAUAUGCCCAUUUCCCCAUUAACGUGGCGAUGCAGGAGAACGGCACUCUGGUGGAGAUCAGAAACUUCUUGGGAGAGAAGUACAUCCGGCGUGUCCGCAUGAGGCCAGGUGUGUCCUGUGCGGUGUCUGCCGCUCAGAAAGACGAGCUGGUUCUGGAGGGUAAUGACAUUGAGCUGGUGUCAAACUCAGCUGCCCUCAUCCAGCAGGCAACCACAGUGAAAAAUAAGGAUAUCAGAAAGUUCCUGGAUGGUAUUUACGUCUCUGAGAAAGGCACUGUAGUGGAGGCGGAGUCGUAGAGAACACGAGAGGGUGAGAAAGAAGGACAUCCUGGAAGUUUCUGGAUGGGGUUUCUGUCACAGUGGUGGAACACCAAGAGGACUAAAUUAGUCUCUGUAAAAUCUGUCAAUAAAGACCAGCUCCAUUUUUCAAACACA
Molecule: messenger RNA, 791 nt
Organism: Cyprinus carpio (common carp)
Lineage: Eukaryota; Metazoa; Chordata; Actinopteri; Cypriniformes; Cyprinidae
Product: large ribosomal subunit protein uL6
Biological process (GO): cytoplasmic translation
Cellular component (GO): ribosome; cytosolic large ribosomal subunit
Molecular function (GO): rRNA binding; structural constituent of ribosome
Source: RefSeq, a predicted model, not a curated record